Messenger RNA from Miniopterus natalensis, 1536 nucleotides. Lineage: Eukaryota; Metazoa; Chordata; Mammalia; Chiroptera; Miniopteridae. The record is from RefSeq and is a predicted model, not a curated record.
CAAGUGGGAGCUGGGUAUAGGCAGAGGGAAGGGGCCACAUGGGGUGCACUCCAUCUGGGUUCCGGCAGGGUAGACUGGGAAAUGCUGAGGCUGAGGGAUGCAUGGACCCAGUCCAAGGUUAGCCUGGAACGUGUUGGGAGAAACAUUUGCUUCCUGUUUUGGGGACUCUGCCAGUGCCUAUGGUGGUGCCUGUUCAUUGGGCUUGUCUUCCUUCUGAACAUGCAGGCAGCCUCCAUCCCAGACUACCGGGGUCCUAAUGGUGUAUGGACGCUGCUUCAGAAGGGGAGGCGUGUUAGUGCUGCCGAUCUGAGUGAAGCUGAGCCAACCCUCACCCACAUGAGCAUCGCCCGCUUACAUGAGCAGAAGCUGGUGCAGCAUGUGGUAUCUCAGAACUGCGAUGGGCUCCACCUGCGGAGUGGUCUGCCACGUGCGGCCAUCUCGGAGCUCCACGGGAACAUGUACAUUGAAGUCUGCACGGCCUGCAUCCCCAACAGGGAGUACGUGCGGGUGUUCGAUGUGACGGAACGCACCGCCCUGCACCGGCACCAGACAGGCCGGGCCUGCCACAAGUGCGGAGCGCCGCUCCGGGACACCAUUGUGCACUUUGGGGAGAGGGGGACCCUGGGGCAGCCUCUGAACUGGGAGGCAGCCACCCAGGCUGCCAGCAAAGCAGACACGAUCCUGUGUUUAGGCUCCAGCUUAAAGGUUCUAAAGAAGUAUCCACGUCUCUGGUGCAUGACCAAGCCCCCCAACCGGCGGCCCAAGCUCUACAUUGUGAACUUGCAGUGGACCCCAAAGGAUGACUGGGCUGCCCUGAAGCUCCACGGGAAGUGUGAUGAUGUCAUGCAGCUCCUCAUGGACGAGCUGGGCCUGGAGAUACCCCCCUACAGCAGGUGGCAGGACCCCAUAUUCUCCCUGGCGACUCCCCUGCGGGCUGGAGAAGAAGGCAGCCACAGUCGGAAGGCACUGUGCAGAAGUCCAGAGGAGCCCUUGCCGGGAGACCAGGGCGCACCACUUAGCCCGGCCCCAAUCCUAGGCGGCUGGUUUGGAAGGGGCUGCUCCAAGCGCACGAAAAGGAAAAAAGUGACAUAACCGGGCGCCUGACUGAGACCGAUGUGCACUUUGCAGGUGGCUGGAACCCUGAUUCGGGCUAGUGGCUCCCAGAGGCCAGGACUGCCCCGCAGGGCCUCGUGAGAAUUCUUUGGGGGAGACGUUUCACCGGGACAUGCUUAGCCAUUUGUCUUGGUGGGACGCCCCCUUGCACUGCUGCGCUUGCCCCCCGCCCCCCGGGCCUGAGUGUUGACACCCGCCCUGCAGCCUCCUAAAGUGGCGGCGGCCGCGCCUUCCGGGGACACCGGCCGGCCACGUGGAAGCACUUGCUGCCUUACGUCAUUCUCCAGGCCCGUCUCCGGGCUUUGACCCUAUUUCUACUACUUACUGAAAAUGUUGACUUUAUAGGAGCUUUCCUGUGCUGGAAUGCGGCAAGGGGCGGCUUUGAGCCUUGGCGCCCACCAGGCCUUUUAUUAUUAAACCUCC